GUGGGCAGCUCCUCCCCUAGCAGCUAUAAUAAACAGUCCCAGAUAAAGACCACCAGCUCUUAUGAGACUAAUGGACUCCAUGGAGAGUGUAGUAGGAUCUACUAGUGGAGCACUGUCUCGACUGUGGAGCUCUGAUACUGACAAGGACAAGACCUGUGAAUCAUGGGGACUGAGUAAGAAGGAGCGCAUUAUUGGAUUCUUCACUACUCUCAUACUGGGACUCCUGUGUUUCAUUAUGGCUAUAGCACUCUCUCCAAUGCUGGUACUGAGAGCACGCAAGUUUGCCAUCCUCUUCACACUAGGCAGUGUCUGCAGUCUGGGCAGUUUCUCAUUUCUGUGGGGUCCCUGGGAGCAUGUGAAGCAUCUUCUCUCAGUGUCCAGACUUCCCUUCACCAUCUCCUACCUGACCACCAUUGCCCUCACUCUCUACUGUGCUCUGGGACUCCACAACACCUUAUUCACUCUGAUAUGUGCAGUGGCCCAGCUACUAGCUCUGAUAUGGUUCCUCGUGAGCUACCUUCCUGGUGGAGUGACUGGACUAUCCUUCAUGAGUAAACUAUUCUCCAGACUCUGCAUGUCCACUGUGUCCAAUGCUAUGAGUGUUUGACUGUUUUCAUUACGUACAUGUUUCAUUGUCAAUAUUAAUAACAUCUUGUUUAAUAAUGAAUUUUUAAUAAUGAA
Halichondria panicea is the source of this 681-nucleotide messenger RNA. RefSeq lists its product as uncharacterized. The coding region runs from base 62 to 607 and encodes 181 amino acids. The transcript is spliced from 6 exons. Gene Ontology annotation, cellular component: membrane. NCBI's taxonomy places the organism in Eukaryota, Metazoa, Porifera, Demospongiae, Suberitida, Halichondriidae. Gene Ontology annotation, biological process: vesicle-mediated transport. The record is from RefSeq and is a predicted model, not a curated record.